ACACACAAAACAUCAAGACAAGACAGUAAGCAGAGCAAAGAUUUAAUAGACAAAGUACGUUUCAGUCAUGAAGCAGAUCACCUCUUGAUUUGAGGAAGACAACCGGGUCUAGGGUUAUGAUCAGGGGUUUUUCAGGAGUCAGGUGGCAGGACCCCAGAGGCUUGCGCCUGAGUCCCUACCCUGCUCAGUGUUGGGAUGAGUCCCUGGACAUGACCAGUGGCGUGGAUUGUGUGAGGCAGUCUGGGAUGGGUCACCCAGUCCUCUCCUGGACUCUAACAAAAGGAAACUGUGUAUUCCAGCAUGUAACAUUAUGAGAUACAGGGUUUUACCCCGAGGACACACCCAAGUAUGAAUGCGAGGGUCUCCUUCAUGGCCACACUCUGGGCGGAAUAGAGGAGAAUAAGUGUCUGGCACUCUUAGGAUGGCCGGAAAGUCUGCAUGUUCAUUUGUAUCCCUCCAAGCCUGGAACAACUCCCCCAACGUUCCCAGUCUUUUCAAGUAGGCAGUAGUUCUAACCCCAGGUAUCCGGAUGUUUAACGUUGCAGGAGGCAGUGACAUUCAAGGACGUGGCUGUGGUCUUCACCGAGGAGGAGCUGGGGCUGCUGGACCCCGACCAGAAGAAGCUGUACCAGGAUGUGAUGGUGGAGAACUUCCGGAACCUGGUGUCUGUGGCAAGAUCCCCAAACAGAUGGAAACUAUUCCACAAGCAGAAAUACAGGAGGAGCCUUCCAGCGUCCAUAUCUGGCAACAAAUCCCAAGUGACUUAAAAAGGUGUCAAGAUUCUGUGACACAUAGGUCUGAGUUAUGCAAACAAGGUGGUUCAUCCUCCCCAGUUGUAGGAGGACUUUGUAUUAUUCCCAAAGGAAGGAAACCUCACAAGUAUAAUGAGAGUGGAAAAACCUCCAAAUAUGUUUCCUCCUCUGAUCUUCAUCAGUAUUCACACUCAGAAGCAAAGCCUUUCACAUGUGGUGAGUGUGGGAAAGGCUUCCGGUAUUUCUCACGUCUUCGUAAUCAUCAGAGUGUUCACAUGGGAAAGAACCGCUAUAAACGUGAUGAAUGUGGCAAGGAAUUUAGUCAGAGCUCACAUCUGCAAAGUCAUCUAAGCAUCCACACUUCAAAGAAGCCAUACAAGUGUGAGGAAUGUGGGAAACACUUCAGGCAUAGAGCAACACUUAAUGUUCACUGCAAAGGCCACAAAGGGGCAAAACCUUAUAAUUGUGAAGAAUGUGGGAGGGCUUUUCUGUAUCCUUCACAUUUUCAGGCACAUCAGAGAAUUCACACAGGGGAGAGACCGUUCAAGUGUGAGGUAUGUGGUAGGAACUUUUGUCGCAGAGCAGCACUUAGUACUCAUGCCAUGGUCCAUACAGGAGAGAAACCUUACAAAUGUGAGGAGUGUGGGAAAGCCUUUGCUCGUAACUCAUACCUUUUUAUCCAUCAGCGGAUUCACACAGGAGAAAGACCAUAUAAGUGUGAAGAAUGUGGUAAGGGCUUCAUUCAGCAUUUUCAAUUUCAAGCGCAUCAGAGAGUCCACACUGGGGAGAGACCAUACAUAUGUAACAUAUGUGGGAAAGGCUUCAUUUACAGUUCAAUACUGCGUUCCCAUCAAAGAGUUCACUCUGAAAAGAAACCAUAUAAAUGCGAGGAAUGUGGGAAGACUUUUAAAACAAAAAGUCACUGUCAGGUCCACAUGGUAGUUCACACAGGAGAUAAACCCUAUAAAUGUGAUGUGUGCGGGAAGGGUUUUAGUCAGAGUGCAUAUAUUAGAAUCCAUCAAAUGGUCCACAAGGUAGAGAAACCUUUUAAGUGUGAGGAGUGUGGGCAAGGCUUCAAUUGGAUUUCAAAACUUCAAGUCCACCAGGUGAUCCACACCGGUGAGAAACCAUACAAAUGUGAAGAAUGUGGCCAGGGCUUCAGUCGUAAAGCCAAUCUUCAAAUUCAUGGUAGAAUCCACACCGGAGAAAAACCUUAUAAAUGUGAUGUGUGUGGGAAAGUCUUUAGGCAGGCUUCAACACUUGUGGGCCAUCAGAGAAUCCACAGUGGAGAAAAGCCAUUCAAAUGUGAAGAGUGCGGGAAGAGAUUUUGUCAGAAGUCACAACUCCAUUGUCACCAGAAAGUUCAUGCUAAGAGAAAAGCCUUAAACAUUUGAGCGUAAGAAGGGUUUCAAGUGGAGCUACCGUCUCUGAUCAUCAUCGGAAGAUAUAUGCAAUAGAGAGUGGUGGUGUGGUAAUACAGUUAUACCUCAAGUCUUCUUUAGGGCCCACAUUGGAAAGAAGCCAUACAAAUGUAAUUGUCACCAACAUCACUGCCGUCGGGUCAGUUCCAACUCUUGAUGACACUACAUAGGAUUUCUGUCUGAGGCUGUAAACCCCCCCCCCCCCCAAUUAAAAAACUCCAUAUACAACAAAUUUGCUUUAAAAAAUAUUAUCUGUCACUCCUGUCAUGCUGACAGUGGACAUCUAUACACUUGCAGGACAAAAGUCCAAAUUUGUAUCUGACAAUGGUAGGUCGUAUACAUUCAAUAUGAUGAACACACAGGACUGAGCCUUUAGAAGAGAUGUGUAUUCAAAACACUGCCUAUAUACUAAACACUGCAACACUCUGCACACCAGUAACGGUAUCUUCCAUUGUACUUGAUUAAAAGUGACUGGCUGAAACAAGCUAACACUAAGCACACUAAAAACCACAAUUCAA
Messenger RNA from Echinops telfairi (small Madagascar hedgehog), 2691 nucleotides. RefSeq names its product zinc finger protein 234-like. Lineage: Eukaryota; Metazoa; Chordata; Mammalia; Afrosoricida; Tenrecidae. The transcript is spliced from 2 exons. Gene Ontology annotation, molecular function: RNA polymerase II cis-regulatory region sequence-specific DNA binding; DNA-binding transcription repressor activity, RNA polymerase II-specific. Gene Ontology annotation, biological process: negative regulation of transcription by RNA polymerase II. The coding region runs from base 530 to 2146 and encodes 538 amino acids. The record is from RefSeq and is a predicted model, not a curated record.